Molecule: messenger RNA, 252 nt
Organism: Caenorhabditis angaria
Lineage: Eukaryota; Metazoa; Nematoda; Chromadorea; Rhabditida; Rhabditidae
Source: the annotation of a GenBank genome assembly
AUGAUCCUUCGUAGAAAUUUCGCCGAAAUUCGAAGAAUUGAAAUGGAGAAGAGAAUGAUCGAGUUGGAAGAAGCCGAAACUGGAAAGAGACAAAGAAAGAUGAAGAAGAAUUGCAAUAUGGUGUAUGUCAAAAGUGUAAAUUAUGAGGGUUGCAUAUCGCCAAAGUAUAUUGAGCAUAUUCAAAUGUUGAAGCGAAACAAAUUGGGCAUAUAUGCUUCUUCCAAACAACAUCCAAUCGAUCAAGGUUUUUAA